ACAGGCAAAGUCAGUGAGUGAGUGACCACCGAUGGAGAUGAGGAGAUGCAGUAUUCCUAGCAUCCUGCUGAUGCUUUCACUGGGGGCAGCCCUCCUCAUCGCCGGCCACCCCUCCGUCGCCGACGAGGCGAGCGCCAUUCUCCUGCCAAGCCAAGACAAAGACCAAGUGGUCAUGGCGACACCCAGGCCGUGGAAGUGCUGCGACGUGACCGUCUGCACCAGUUCGAUCCCGCCGACGUGCAGCUGCCAGGACGUGGUCGACAACUGUGCUCCAACCUGCGAGGACUGCAAUGGUUAUGUGCACCCACCCCGCCGCGUUUGCCUAGACCGUUACACCGGCGACCCCGGGCCCAGGUGCACGGACGCCGGCGCCGGCGGUAACUGAACUCUACGUACUACUCUACGCGCACCGGUUGGACCUACCGGUAUGCGAACGUACGCCGUCGACGUGUGUUACUACAUGAAUGGAUAAUUAUGUUGUGUGUGGUCCUGCAUGCCUAGCUGCUUGCUGUGCAUGCUGCCUGUGUGUGUAAUAAGAACGGGUGGCCUUUCAUCAAAAAAAUAAAACAGGUGGCGUCGGCCUACGUACGA
Messenger RNA from Triticum dicoccoides, 591 nucleotides. Its product is annotated as Bowman-Birk type trypsin inhibitor TI1-like. Lineage: Eukaryota; Viridiplantae; Streptophyta; Magnoliopsida; Poales; Poaceae. The transcript has 2 exons. The record is from RefSeq and is a predicted model, not a curated record. Gene Ontology annotation, cellular component: extracellular region. Gene Ontology annotation, molecular function: serine-type endopeptidase inhibitor activity. Bases 32 to 385 code for a protein of 117 amino acids.